AAAACUUUUUAACACCGGAAGCUGAACAAAGAAAUUUCAGAGUUUCUACGACAUGGGAAAGAUAUCCCAUCGGGAAGAGAAACGUAGGCAAUGGAGGGAGGAGAAAAAGACCAAUCCCAGAGUCACUAGAGCAAGCACCACCCAGUCAACUCCAGGGAAGACCAAGGAUACAGUGAAAGCAGCUGUUCCCAACUCACACACUCCAAGCGAAACUAAAAAGAAACAUUCUUUGGCAAAUAAAGCUAAGACUUCGCCGCCUUCUUGCGCACAACACAACAACAAUAAUAAUAAUAUUAUUGACAAGAAAUUCAAUGAUCUUCAUAACAAUAAAAAAUCAAAAUAUGGAAAUACGGUGAAAAUCUCCAAAACAGAGCCAGACAGUUCUGACGAGCCUCCUUCUAAAAAACAAAAGCUGCAGUAUGUUGAUGCUGUUGAACGAUUAGAAAGCAGUACAAGUGUUCAUGUGCCUAAAAAACUAGUUCUUGUGGUUGGGAAUUUACCUGAGGAUGUGACGAAAGAACAGAUAAUGGAGCAUUUCAAAAGAACAGGUGGUGUGAAAUCUGUGAAGAUCCCCAAACAGAAAGGUACAGAAACUGGGAAAGGCUGUGCGUAUGUGGAGUUCAGAAAUACAAUCAGUCAUCGGUUGGGUGUACGCCUUCACAAUACAACACUGGCCGGACGGAAGAUCUGCGUUGAGUUUGCUCCGGAGGGGAAGCUUACGGAGAGAAAACUCACGGAAACUCUGCAGCUGAAAGAGGAAACUCAAGACUUGAAGAUGCCUUUUGACACUUAGCCUACCUCAGAAUUGUGUAUGCUAUCAAUUUUGUUCUUCCUUUAUGGGUUGUGUUUUAAAAGUUGAGUGAUGCGAAUGAUAUACAUGUACUUGUUUUUUGAGUUUUGCCAUACUUGUAGGUUGUUCUUCACUAAAUAUCAUUUUGUUCAACAUAUUUUUAGUGAAGUAAAAAUAUAAGUUAAAUAGGACGACGACUAUUAUGACCCUCAAUCUAUUACACAAUCAACACUACCUUGUGUCCUAAGGCGUUAAUCGUGGUGUAUUUUGCAUUUAUGCGGUUGUACAGAAAAUCCUGACGUUUCAUUCAUAAUGUGUUUUCAUGUAAAUAGGCAUUUAAUAAACUAUAUGUAGAAUAGUUGCAGAACUAAAAAAAAAUGAGAGAGAUAAUUGAGUUAAUCUUGAUGGAGUAAAAAUAAUGCACCCUUAAUAGUCCAUAUUUUGAUUGAAUAGUCAUUUGACAUGUGUUUGAAACUAGAGGUGCCAUAUAAAAUUAAAAUAUGUAUGAUUCAUACUUAUCGCUAGUUUGUAAUGUUUUUAUUUGGAUAUACAUGUAUCCUCAAAAAAUCCCAGUUAUAGAUUGGGAUGACUUGGCAAGCAUUUGAAAAGCCUUUUUGUUGUUGUUGUUUUUUCGUGUCGUAAACACAACAGUUUAAUCUGUACCUUAGUCAGAUUUUUUGUCAGCAUGAUAUUUAAGACCAGUACCAGUUUGAAUAUGGAUCAUCUCUGGUAUUUCUCCCAUAAAUUCAACUGUGUUUAUCCAAUCUUCAAGAAACUUAGGCAGAAUAUUUCUGUGCAUGAUAUUUAGAACAACCCCGGUAGUAUGAAUAUGGGUGAUGUGGAGUCAGAAAUAGAUCUAACCAGUGUGAACUUGGGUCAAACCAGUGUGAACUUGGGUCAAACCAGUGUGAACUUGGGUCAAACCAGUGUGAACUUGGGUCAGCUGCAUUUACAUUUUCCCCUGAAAACAUACACCCAGCUGCAAAAUCACAUUUAUUAAAUGAUAAAUCUGGCUUUAAUAUGAUGUUUGUAUUAACCCUUUGUUUAUGACUCCUUAUUGUUCUUUAUAUAUUUUUGAGUUAUAUGUAUUUUGGAUGUUUGUAUCUCUUGUUAUUUGAUGUAAUAUACAUACUAUGUAUACAUUUUGUGCUAUCAUAAAUUUAGUCUGUUAUUUAUUUCACUUACAAGAGAAUGUUUCUGCCAUAACAAUUAUUAUGAUAUUGCUUUUUCAGAGUUUUAACAUGUUAUCAAUAGGAGAACGAUAAAAAUAGAGUUAGUUAAUAUAUUAUGUAUACACUUAUAAUGCAUGAUACUUUUUAUGCCCAUAUGUAUUUGUCUAAAAUUUAAUCAUUAUUUCAUUUCCAAUGAAUGUCAUCUGUUCCAUACAUGCCAUAUUUCUUAGAGGCUUCCCAGGGGAUUUUGGUCUGAAUUCCAGGGGAUUUUGAUAUUACACCAGGGGAUUUUUACGCAGCAAAAUUUUGCUCAAUAUCCACAUUUAUGAUAUAAGAAUAAAUACAGAAACACACUCUAAUUAUAAUAAUUUUUGGAAUUAGUCAUCAUGGACUUUCAUGGAAUUUUACACUCAUAAUACUAUGGAUGCUUUCCGCUGUCAACCUUGAGCUAGUAUGAAAAAUAAAUAAAAUAAAACAAUUUUCAGGGCAUGGGUUGGAAUUCCGGGGGAUUUUUUCCCUACCGGGAGAUAUGGCAUGUGUGCUGUUCUUUAACUACUUAAAGUGCCAUCAGUGACUGAGGUCGACAACAUCUUUCUCUUUAUUUCUCUGUAUAAUCAUUGGUAAAGAAAGUAUGUAAUUAUCUACAGUAAUUAUGUACUGGUAAUGGUAUAAAAAUUGUUUUGGAUAAUUGUUUCUUUCAUAAAUUGAUGGUAUGCAUUUUCUUUGAAAAAGAGCAUUUUGAUGUAAAUUUUUCAAAAACUGUGUAAAGAUAAAGCUCAUAUUUUUUAUUAUUGCUUUUCCUUGUUAAAAUGCAGCAAGUCAUUUUGAAAUGUAUAUGUGUACCAGUGUAUAAGGUACAAUUGAGAAUGUUGUUUUUGAAAUAUGUACUAUGUACAUGUAUUAUUAAACAGAAUUAUAAACAUAUCUGUGAAUUAUUUGUAUAUUUGUAUUUAUUGUUGUUGUUUUGUUUAGUUGAAAUGUUGUUUUUCAUAAAACAGGUAAUAUGUUAAUUCACUUCCUGUUUUUUUUUUUCGGAUUACUUUUUUUGUUUAAAAAACACAACAUUUCUUUUGUUUCAAUUUUUCAUUGCACUUCUCGUUUGUUCUUUAGUAUUUCAUUAAACACAAUCAUGAACAUUAUUAAUUAUGAUUUUCAUGAUGUAUUUCUUAACAGCUUAGGACUUAAAUCAUGACACUACUUGAUUAUCUGGUUAAAAAAUAUAAUGUUCAUAAUUGUGUGAAAUGGACACUGAUCAUUACAUUUUUGCUCACAAAUAAAAAAAAAAUAUAUUCCAUAUGUAUGUAUUAAUGCUUCUCUAGGUUUCUACUUUGUGUCUUCGACAUGCGAAAUUAUCACAAGGCCCCCGAUUUCUUGAAACUUCUUAAGUUAAACAGGCUUAAAUAGCUUAUUUCAAUAAACCAACAUACAUUUUUAGCUCGACUAUUCGAAGAAUAAGGAGAGCUAUACUACUCACCCCGGCGUCGGCGUUGGCGUCACACCUUGGUUAAGGUUUUGCAUGUAAGCACCUUUAAGUCAUUAUCUCAGUAAAUACAUCAGUUAUUGCAUUGAAAUUUUGGAUAUGUAUUCCCAACUAUCUAACAUACUAAAUUAAUGAAGGUAGAUAACAAUUAUUUGAAUAUAAUGCAAAUAAUAGGCUUUUAUUAUUCGACUUAGAAAUUCUGGUUAAGGUUUUGCAUGUAACCACAUUUAAGUCAAUAUCUCAGCAAAUAUAUCAUGUAUUGCAUUGAAACAUUAGAUAUGUAUUCCCAGAUAACAAUUUUUUUAAUAUAAUGCAAAUUAUGGGCCUUUAUUAUUUGACUUAGAAAUUCUGGUUAAGCACACAUAGGCUAAUAUCUCAGCAAUUACUUGAUGGAUUACAUUGAGACUUUAUACAAUGGUACUCAACCAUCCAAUCUACUUAAUUAACCAAGUUAGAUAACUCUAGUUUUCAUUUAAUGCAAAAUAAUUGCCCUUUAUUAUUCGAAUUAGAAAUUCUGGUUAAGGUUUUGCAUGUAACCACAUUUAAGUCAAUACCUCAGCAAAUACAUCAUGUAUUACAUUGAAACUUUGCACACAGGCUCCCAACCAUUUAACCUUCUUAUUUAAUCAAGUAAGAUAACUCUAUCUUUUAUAAUAUAUAAUUUUUGCCCCUUUAUUAUGCGGCUUAGAAAUUCUGGUGAAGGUCUUGCAUGUUAGCACACAUAGGAUAAUAUCUCAGCAACUAUUUGAUGUAUUGCAUUGAGACUUUAUACAAUGGUAUUCAACCAUUGAAUAACCAAGUAAGAUAACUGUAUUUUGCAAAUAAUGGCCCUUUAUUAUAAGACUUAGAAAUUCUUGUUAAAAUUUUGCAUGGAACCAAACAAAACUUUUCAAUCCUUACAUUGAAAAGCGGCGGAAUAGUCGAGCGCGCUGUCUCUGUGACAGCUCCUGUUAAACUUUAUUUUGAAAAGUAGAAAAUUGUUUAUUGUAAUAAUCAUAAAGAUAUAUCCUAUGUUAAGUUUAAAAACUGGUUAAAGGUGUUAUAAAUAGUAGGUAGAGAAUUGGAAAUAAAAAAUAGUGUACUUAGCUUAAUCCUUUUGUAAGGGACUUAAGAAGUUUCUGGAUAUUGGGGCCAGGGGUUAAUAAGUUUAAGAUUAAUCUUGAAAUCAAGAUUAAGAGCUUUUGAAUUCAGACUAUGUACAGAUGUAAAUAUUUAGUUUAUUGCUCGAUAUUUGAUAAAAAAACAACAGAAGAAAGUACCUGAAAAUAAAAGUGAAUGACUAUGGAAACAAUUUCAAAAAAGGAUAAGUGUCCUUUACCCUGUUUAAGGCAUACUCAAACAGACCCACAGCUAUUUUUCGGGAUUGGCAGUUAUCCGCUGUUAGAACCCCUGACCCCAAUUUCCGGAAACCUCUCAAGUCCCUUUUCACAGGGUCAAGAUCAGCUCACUAUUUUUGAUUUUGUAUAAUUUGCGUAUUAUUCUCUUUUUGAGUUAUGAGGCUUUUAAAGGAAAUAAUAUUUGAGAUAAAUAAGAUCAAAUAAUUUUUGGUAUAUAAAAUCAUAUUUAAGUAAGUAAUUUUGCUAAAUGAAAUAAGAUAGUUUCAAGUUAUGCUUAAAAAUUUUGGGAAAUUGGGGCCUGAACUUUAUUAACCAGUCUGACUUAAGUACACAAUCUUACUUAGGUAAUGUCAAAGGCUCAAAGCAUAUUAUAAUAUAAAUAUGAUUUUAAUUAGAUUGCAACAUUGAUAUAGAUGAGAAAGGUUUUCAUUUAAAUGUGCAUGUAAAUAGCUUAAGGAUUUUCCAUUUUAACAUACACCCCAUGGCCCAUGCCAUUAAGGCACUUUCAUAUUUGACUGUCCUGCUUUAGAAGUUUUAAGAUGCACUCUUACUCCCAAAUAAGAAGUACCACAAUUAAUACAAUUGCUUUAAUUUACCGAAAAGGGUGAAUAAAUAUAAAAACAAUGGGUCUUAUGAAGAAUAAUGCGUUUAAUUUGAAAGCAAUUUGCAGAAAACACAGUAUUUUUAUUGUCACUGUAAAUCUUUUAGGACCCACAAGUCAUUUAAUAUUGGUGUGUGUUUCAGCUAUUAAAUACACGGUUACAAUCUUGUUAUAAGCAAUUAAUAUUUUCCAAAAAUGCAUUAUUUUGUAUUAAAGUAGUUGAAGAAUUUCUAUAUUUUGAGUUGUGUUGUAUGUUGAUAUGGAAUAGCCCUUAUGGAAUGUAAACUAACAUAUUAUAUUUAAUAUAUUAUAAGGUUUCCAUAUUUGAAAUGUUUGUUAGAUUGUAUUUCUGCAUUGUCCAGCAUGUAUUCUUUAUAUAAUUAUGCUGAGCAUAACUUUUCAAACUAUCACUCCGAUGUAUGUGAACAUGUCCUGACCUUUCUCUGGAGUGUUAUAAGAGAUAAUAUAAUUAUUUCAUCAUCAUUCUUUAAUGUAAUUGUUGAUAUUGCAGUAAUUGAUUAUUGAUUAUUGUGAAUGGUGCUUUUGGGAAAAAUAAAUGAAAAUAAAUUGUU
This is a messenger RNA of Mya arenaria, 5952 nucleotides long. RefSeq lists its product as uncharacterized. The transcript has 5 exons. The coding region runs from base 53 to 793 and encodes 246 amino acids. Gene Ontology annotation, molecular function: RNA binding. NCBI's taxonomy places the organism in Eukaryota, Metazoa, Mollusca, Bivalvia, Myida, Myidae. The record is from RefSeq and is a predicted model, not a curated record.